AUGAAGAGCACCAUGGGGGAAGGAACCUUGCCCCUGGAAAACAUGCCCAAGAAGGGCUCAAAGACUCUCAAACCACCACAAAGGGGUCACAUCUCCACCUUCAAAAAUCCCGGGCAAGCUCCGGGGCAACAUCAGGCUGUGUAUGCAGCUGCGAGCACAGGAGCCUCGCUGGCGGGCGUUGCUGUGGGAGCAGGCGGCUGGAGCUCUGCACGGGAGCGCUGCACGGGAGCGCUGCACGGGAGAGCUGCACGGGAGAGCUGCACGGGAGAGCUGCACGGGAUCGCUGCACGGGAGAGCUGCACGGGAGCGCUGCACGGGAGCGCUGCACGGGAGCGCUGCACGGGAGCGCUGCACGUGAGAGCUGCACGGGAUCGCUGCACGGGAGCUCUGCACGGGAGAGCUGCACGGGAGCGCUGCACGGGAGCGCUGCACGGGAGAGCUGCACGGGAGAGCUGCACGGGAGCGCUGCACGGGAUCGCUGCACGGGAGCGCUGCACGGGAGCGCUGCACGGGAGCGCUGCACGGGAGAGCUGCACGGGAUCGCUGCACGGGAGCGCUGCACGGGAGCGCUGCACGGGAGCGCUGCACGGGAGAGCUGCACGGGAGCGCUGCACGGGAGCGCUGCACGGGAGAGCUGCACGGGAGCGCUGCAGGGAGAGCUGCACGGGAGCGCUGCAGGGAGAGCUGCACGGGAGCGCUGCACGGGAGAGCUGCACGGGAGCGCUGCAGGGAGAGCUGCACGGGAGCGCUGCACGGGAUCGCUGCACGGGAGAGCUGCACGGGAGAGCUGCACGGGAGAGCUGCACGGGAGAGCUGCACGGGAUCGCUGCAGGGAGAGCUGCACGGGAGCGCUGCACGGGAGAGCUGCACGGGAGUGCUGUACGGGAGCGCUGGAUGAAGGCAGAAGGCUUCCUGCAGUCGCUGGUGAUCCUCAGCCUGUUCCAGGCAUCUGUAUCCUCUUCCUAUGAUGUGCCUCUGGAGCUGUCGGACACGUCCCUGAUAAACAGCGUGGCCGAGGCCUGUCAGCUGGUGGAUGCUGGCUGCAAGCACACACGGGACCGCAUAAAGAAGAACCUGCAGAACAAUGCCUUGACCCCAGCAGAGCUCCUGAGAUAUUUCAAGCAGCCAGCGGAGGGGACACGAGCAGCUCUCCGGGCAAAGGAUUAUCUGCACACCACCCUGAGCCUGCUCAAAGAGAGGCUGCAGUGGGCUGUGAGGGGGGACUUCAGCGUCACAGACUUGCUGACUCCGGCUCAGAUGGGGGUGAUCUUCAAGGCCACUGGAUGUGACCAGCAGUAAGAAGAUAAGAAAAUAAAUUGUACCUCUUCUGGCUACAGAACCAUCACUGGCGAGUGCAACAACAGGAGGAACCCAUCCCUAGGAGCCUCCAACAGAGCCCUGGCCAGGUGGCUGCCAGCAGAAUAUGAGGAUGGCGUGUCUGUGCCCCGUGGGUGGAGAGAAGGAAGGCGUUUCUCUGGAUUCCCCCUUCCACUGGUCCGACAAGUGUCCAAUGAGAUUGUCCGCUUCCCCCCCGAGCAGCUGUGGAUGGACCAGCAGAGAUCCCUCAUGUUCAUGCAGUGGGGCCAAUUUAUUGACCACGACCUGGAUUUCAGCCCAGAAACCCCAGCCAGAAUCCCCUUUGGUGGUGAGACAGGCUGUGACACCAGCUGUGCCAAGGAGCCUCCCUGCUUUCCCAUCCAGAUCCCACCCAACGACCCCCGAAUCACCAACAGGAGUGGUUGCCUCCCUUUCUUCCGCUCAGCUGCCACCUGUACGCAGGGCAGGGUGGUCCGGGAGCAGAUCGACGCGCUGACCUCAUUCCUGGACGGCAGCGAGGUGGCCGUGGCCGAGCGGCUGCGGGGCCGGAGCAGCCAGAGGGGCCUCCUAGCUGUGAACCACAACUUCACGGACAGGGGCAGGGCGUACGUGCCUCUCGGCCCCAUGAGGAAAGAGCCCUGCCUCAAGGCCAGCGGGGCAGCUCGAAUCCCUUGUUUCUUUGCAGGUGAUGAGAUGCUGGAGCUGGCCUGCGUGCACACGCUCUUCAUGCGGGAGCACAACUGCCUGGCUGGAAAGCUGAGGAGCCUCAAUCCCCACUGGAAUGAUGAGAGGCUGUACCGAAAGAUCCUGGGAGCUAUGAUCCAGAUCAUAACCUACAGGGAUUAUCUGCCUCUCUUAUUGGGACACAAGUUCCGCAGGCUUAUUCCUCGCUACCAGGGCUACAAUGAGUCUGUGGAUUCUCGGAUAUCCAAUGUCUUCACCUUGGCUUUUCGCUCAGUCCCCGCAACUGUUGGCCGCUUAGAUGAAUAUUACAGACCCAUGACUCCCAAAAUUCAACUCAGAACCUCCUUCUUUGCGGUCUGGAGGAUCAUUCAAGAAAGGGGGAUUGACCCCUGUCUCUGGAGCCUCAUGGCCAACCAGGCCAAGCUGCUGACGCAGCAGCAGAUGGUGGUGGGCGAACUCCGGGACUGGCUCUUUGAGCAGGUUGAAAGGAUUGGGUUUGAUUUAGCUGCACUCAACAUGCAGCGCAGCCGAGAUCAUGGCCUUCCAGGUUACAGCUCCUGGAGAAAAUUCUGUGGGCUCUCACAACCCUCUGGAGUGAAGUCACUUGGUCAAGUGUUGAGGAAUCAGAACCUGGAAAGGAAGUUCCUGCAGCUCUAUGAGACACCAAAGAACAUUGACAUCUGGAUUGGGGCCCUUGCAGAGCCCUUUGUGAAAGGAGGCCAAGUUGGGCCUCUCAUGGCUUGUCUCAUUGGCACCUAGUUCAGGAACAUUCGUGAUGGGGACAGGUUUUGGUGGCAGAACCCUGGGGUUUUCACUCCUCGCCAGCGCUGUUCAUUGGCCAAAAUCUCCUUGUCACGAAUAAUAUGUGACAAUACCGACAUCACUAAGGUAUCAAGGAAUAUCUUUCAGGCUAACAGAUACCCCCGUGGCUUUGUGAGCUGCAGUCAGAUCCCAAAGCUGGACCUCAGACCCUGGAAGUCAAAGAGCACUGAGGAGCAAGGUAUGAUCUGCAAACAGCAGCAGGUCCUGCCUGCAGACCCCUGA
This is a messenger RNA of Hirundo rustica (Barn swallow), 3045 nucleotides long. RefSeq names its product eosinophil peroxidase-like. Gene Ontology annotation, biological process: response to oxidative stress. The record is from RefSeq and is a predicted model, not a curated record. Lineage: Eukaryota; Metazoa; Chordata; Aves; Passeriformes; Hirundinidae. Gene Ontology annotation, molecular function: heme binding; peroxidase activity.